UGGUUAGGUUUCACAUGGUUCACAGAUCGCUCUAGCACGUUCCAACAACAACACGUUAUAUAUAAACAAAAAAAAAAAAAAAAGAAUAGUUUUGGUUAUGGCUUCGUAUUCGAAUUUUGAUUUAAAAGAGAAAGUAGACAAACUUAGUUUCAAAGAUCCAACGGCUCUAAAUUCGCUAUGUCAAAGUAUAGCCUCUGAAAUUGAAUCAGGUUCUCUGAAACUGUACACAUUUGUUGAGAUACUGGGCUCUUUUAUGACAGAUCAGAAUGUUCAUACCAGAGAAAAAGGAGUUACAGUUCUUUCUUCUGUUUUGUCACAGCUGCCACAAGAUUAUCUUACAGAACCAGAGUUACACUUUAUUACAACAUUUUAUUGUGACAGAAUGAAAGAUCAUUACAGUGUUAUACCAUCUGUGUUGAAUGGUAUUCUAGCAAUUAUACAAAUGACUCACUUGCCUCAAGAUACACCAUCAUCCUUAUUAAGAAUUAUGUUCGAACACGUUCAGUGCCAGUCUCAGCUAGUGGCGGAGCGUCAUAAUAUAUAUUUAAUAAUCAAACAUCUAAUUGAGAACAGACCGAAUGAUUUGAGAUCCAUGGGGCCAGAUUUAGUUUAUGGUGUUAUCAGCUCUAUUGAUGGCGAAAGAGAUCCGCGUGUUCUCAUGUUGUUGUUCGAUAUGUUACCGCUCUUUAUAAAAGAAUUCCCGUUGGGUCACUUAACUGAAGAAAUGUUUGAAGUUGUGGCAUGCUAUUUUCCAGUUGAUUUCAAUCCUUCUGGCAAAGAAGAUCUGAACGUGACUCGAGACGACUUGGCAAGAAAAUUGUCACCCUGUUUGUACGCUGUUCCAGAGUUCGCGACUUACUGUAUACCUCUUAUACUAGAUAAAUCGUAUUCCACUCUUAAAGUCGCUAAAUUGGAUUCCUUGAAUCUGUUGCGCGACAGUGUAAAAACAUUCGGAAUGGAAAAGUUAGAACCGUAUCUAUCAGAUCUGUGGACGACCUUGAAGAAAGAAGUUGUACCGGGAAGAGACGACGCCGAGAUAAGAGACGCUGCUCUGGAAGCGCUGACGUCCUUGAUUACGGUUAUAUCGGCGCACGAAGAUACGUGCAAAAAUUAUAUUAAAAAAAUAAUCUCCGACUUAAAAAUCUCGUUAAGCGACGUACAGCUUAGCUUGUACAAACCUUCGCAAAAACUGUUGGAAGCAGUGGCGACGAUCAGUAAACCGAUAUGUGUGCAAAUUCUGCAAGCUGUGAUACCUUUGUGUAUCGGACAAUAUUCCACGAAAACUUUGCUGAAUGAUAAAAUUACUUUAGUGGAAACCUUAAAUGACUUUAUGAAAAUUUGUUCGAAUCACAACUUUUGCAUUCGAGAUAUUCCAGAAUUGACGUGGACCAAUAUACCUCAAAUAUAUUUAGACGGCUUAACGGUAGAAAAUAUUGAAUUGAAGAGUAAGAUGUUUCACGGCUUGACAAUUCAAAAGGCGCAUUUAAACGAUGCGCAACGAUCCAUAUUGUACAAUGUGAUAUGCAACGAGAUAGAGACGGGAUGUGACGAGGUGCAGAGUCUGUGUCAUAGGAUUACGAUAGAUUUUGCUGCGUUAUAUCCUCAAGAAAUAUCAUUGUUAGUUAAAGAAAGAUUAUUAUUGUUUACCGAUGAAAUGGAAGUAGACUUAAUAAAACGUAGGAUAAAAGCUUUGUUAACAAUAGCAAAAUUACGCGAAUUAGGCUGUGUGAUUCUACCAAAAGUCGUUGCGAUGUUAACGAAAGACGUCAACACUGACGUGUGCAUCACGAUAUUGCUAAACAUCAAGACACUGAUCGCUUCAAAGACGUCUGAUUUCAACGUGCACGAAUUUCUGUACAAAGAGUGUCACAUUAUCGACAAAUUGUUCUCGUACGAGACGAUCGUUGUCGAUCGCAAAAUGCUGAUAUGCAAUCUCUGUCAGUUGAUAGUGCGAAAUCUAACGAGCGACGAACAACGCGCGAUCGUCGCGCUAUACGCGACAGCUCUGAAUACAAAAAUUCCGGAAACCGACGUGGCUGUAAUAAUGAAUCUUUUGAUUCCGUUGCGAAACGAUAUUCGCUUGGACGUCAACAACAGUACGGUGGAAAAUCUGUACAAUCUAGCGAUUAGCAGCGGCAGUCCGGACAUCAGGCAAACAACCUGUGCGUUCUUGUCGGUUUUGUUGAAUAAAAUGGAGACGGUGGAUCUCGAUCGGAUUGUUCCUUAUUUCAAAGACGAGAUAAGUAACAAUCUUAAAGCUAAUAUCGAUGUUGAACUGAAGCGGCAUACCGUUCAUCUUCAGAUUUGGAUAACCAAAGCGCUCGUCACGAGAGGAUACGCUAGAUCUCAGUAUUUUUUAGAAAACCUUACACAUCUACUGACUCACGACGAAAUAGGCGCGUACGUAGCCGAACAAUAUCAAAUUUUGGUAAGCGAACACGACGAUAUUUUGGUAACGGAAAAUUUCUGCAACGUUAAGAUUUUUUACAAACAAAGAGUGUUCGAAUAUCUAUUAGGACGGAAUGGUAAUUUUACAAAUCCGAACAGACAGAAUUAUCUCAUUGCUUUAGUACAUCUGUUGGAACAAGUACCUGAAGAUUUGUUAUUUUUGCAUUUGACUAAGGUGGUACCGCUGUUGAUAGAGUCUCUGUCGCUUAGCAACGAGCGUUUAGUUUUUUGGGCACUAACGUUACUUAAACUUUUACUCAACACCAAGCACGAAGUGUUCUCCGACAACGUGCAGUGCGUCGUGCCGAGACUUCUGCAGUUACUGACGUAUCGAAUUAUGGAUAUUAGAAUUGCUGCCGUACAGUGUCUCGCGCAUUACGCCAAUUAUCCUACUAUCCUAAUCAAUCCGUACAAGCAAGAUGUACUGGACAAAUUAGGCGCGGCAAUCGACGAUCGCAAGCGUCUAGUUAGGAAGGUUGCGGUGGACGCGCGAACGCGAUGGUUCUUAGUUGGUGCAACUGAAGAGACAAAGAAUUGAGCGUGACGCAUAGAAUUUCAGUUUUAUCGAUCUGACAAGAUAUCCACUUUUUCCCACACAUCCCGAGUUUCCGUCCAGCCCUGGCACCUCUAAUUGAGUUAAGAAUUUAUUUUAUU
Messenger RNA from Pseudomyrmex gracilis, 3102 nucleotides. It is a transcript of the gene Mms19, whose product is annotated as MMS19 nucleotide excision repair protein homolog. The record is from RefSeq and is a predicted model, not a curated record. Gene Ontology annotation, cellular component: cytosolic [4Fe-4S] assembly targeting complex. Bases 98 to 2986 code for a protein of 962 amino acids. Gene Ontology annotation, biological process: iron-sulfur cluster assembly. Lineage: Eukaryota; Metazoa; Arthropoda; Insecta; Hymenoptera; Formicidae. The transcript is spliced from 10 exons.